GAACAAAAUGGCGGACUCACGCGAGCUGUGCGACUGAAUCGAAGACUGUUUUCUAACUCAUUAAUAUUAGCUGUCAGCGCACAUAUUGCAUUGAAAGGUUUGGCAUCACACAGGUCUUAAGUCACCAUGGUUACUGGUUAACGAAAUAUGUACCACUGUAGUAUUUGUCUAAGCAAAGCAACUGUGAGAUGAUAUAACUGUCCAGCCAGCUUUCAUCCUUGGCACACACCUUUGAAAAAGUUAUGGAUCCUUUGGGCGCAAGAGACGACAUUAUUACUGUUGAAGAACUGACACGCUGGAAUCUGACUCAGCUGCCAGAAUAUGGUGAAAGAAGUAACGGAGAAGAUGAACGAAGCUCUCCAUUUCCAUGGCGAAAUGACUUGAAUGCCAAGAUUAUUCUAUGGAAUGGAGAUUUAACAAGGCUAAAUGUUCAUGCUAUUGUCCACACAACAAAUGAGCACCUGAAUGAUAAAAGUACUGAAAGUGAAGCAAUAUUUAAGAAGGCCGGACCUGAACUGUAUAAGGAAGUACAAAAUAAUAUAAGAGUUUGCAAGACAGGAGAGGCGAAGAUUACAAAAGGCCACAACCUUCCUGCACGGCACGUCAUCCAUACUGUUGGCCCCAGGUUCAACAUCAAGUAUGUGACGGCGGCGGAGAGCGCCCUCUACAGCAGCUACAGGAACACGCUACAGCUGUGCAGGGAAUACAACGUACACACUCUAGGCCUCUGUUGUAUUCACACCAGCCAGAGGGGUUACCCAUCCGAGAGUGGUGCUCAUAUCGGAAUCAGAACUACCCGACGCUUCCUGGAGAAGUUUGGUGAAGACAUAGACACCGUUGUGUUCGUGUGUUCAGAUGAGACAGUGGAUGUGUACAAGGGAUUAUUACCCUUGUAUUUCCCCCGCAAUAUUCGUGAAGAGAAAUAUGCAGAAGAGCUGCUGCCACGAGACAUUGGGAACGAAAAUGGUGAACCUGUUAUUAAAGACAGACAGAUUCGCAUUUUGGACAAACCUGCAUUUGCAGCUCUCAAGGCUGAAGGAAGAGAGGACUUCGAGGAGACCAUUGACCUAAACCAGGCAUUUGAGCAAUCAACAGCCCUGGAUGUCGGUCACCAUCCCUUUGCUCAAAUGGAGGAAAAUCCUGAUAAAGUGAAGAAAACAAGUCUCUAUGGGAAGAGUAGUGAUGAACAGAGGAAAAUAGAAAUGAAAAGGAGAUAUGACAGGUUCUUGAAGCGCUCCAAGACAGAUGAUCUAACAGACAUUGCAGCCCUGAGGUGUUUGUAUCGGUCAGGAGUCGACCGCAUUGGACGACCUGUGGUUGUGUUUGUUGGCAAGAACUUCCCCGCCAACAAUGUGGAUCCUGAGAGGGCCCUGCUCUACAUGGUGCGAGUGAUGGAUCCGGUGGUGGAGAAGGACUAUGUGGUGGUGUACUUUCACACACAGACAACCAGCAAUAACCACCCUGCCAUGAACUACCUCAAGUUUGCCUACAGUUUGUUAGAUCGCAGAUAUAAGAAGAACCUAAAGGCCUUCUAUGUGAUACACCCCACCUGGUGGUCUAAGCUUGCAACCUGGUUUUUCACAACUUUUACGGCAUCUGACAUCAAGCCGAAGGUGCAUAACCUGCGUGGUGUCCAGUACCUCUACACCAAGAUGAACCCUGACCAGCUGGACGUCCCACCCUUUGUCAUGGACUAUGAUAUUCAGAUCAACGGCGCUCGCUACAGUGUUCCGUCAGAGGACUCUCCAGAAGGACUUUGAUGACAAAGAUUCCCAUAGAGUUCCAGCAUCACCAACUUCAUCCAGUAAACUGCCCAUCGAACCAACGCUUACUCAUGGAUCCCACUGACACUGAGAUUACUCUCACACUUUCAUCUGUGUUUUUAACUUCCACUCCAGUUUGACCACAUAGUGGCAUUUGUUUCUGGUUGACGAGAGACAAUAUUUAUUGACUGAAUCCAUGUAUUUGUGUGCUAUCAGUUUUAAUCAGCCCAUGAUAAAUUUGAUUUGCAACCAAUGGCUGUUAAUAAAUUAGUGAAUUUACACUCUCAUUUACCUCCAGUGAUUAGAAGAAUGACCUGCCAUUGGUUUGUUGAGUGAUGUUUUAGUAAAUUAGAAAAGUAUGAUGAUACUAAGGUUUAAAAAAAAUAAAAGAAUUGGUUCUCAGGCAAUGACUUUUGAAAAUAUAGUGUGGGCAGGAUGUUGUUUUUUUGUUUUUGGGGGUGUUUUUUUAAUAGUUUUUUUGCUCAUUCAAACUAGUACGUAACCAAAUAAGCAGCUGUGUACCAUCAACCUGGGAAAGGGCCUCCCUACAUAAACGAGCCUACAAACUCCCAUUGCUGCCAUGAUCAUAAAACAAGAUACACAGUAAAGCAGUGCGUGUAUAAAGGGAAGGAACUGCAUGCUAUAUUGGAUCGCAUUGUUUUUAAGUAGUAGGAUAUUUUUUUUAAAUGGAAAUUAAAAUGAAAUGUGCAGCAGACUUUAUGAUGAUGCUGGCGAUGAUGUGAACCAAGACUAUUAUUUUUUUUAGCCUUAAUAUGACUAUUUUAUGUUAUAGUUUCCUGUUAUAUUGUGUAAAUCUGACAGCUUCUUUUUAGACAGUUGUCAUUGUUGCACAAGAAGUUCUUCCAGAACUUUAAGAUUAGAAACCUAUGGUUAGGCACUUGAAUUAAGCUUUGGUUGAUUUGGCUGAGAUUUGGGUCAAGGGCAGUGGCUUCUUGGUUUACUAUUCAAACGUGGUCUGUUUUGUGUCAGAAUUACUUAGUUAGUCAUAAGGCAAUAAUCAAAAGUUCAGGCAGAGAAAUGUUUUGACACAGCAAUAAUUGAGAAUGAAGACCUUUUCUUUUGUGUAGCAUUAUUAUGACAUCAUCAAACACCUUCACUACUGAUACCCUGAAUGCUCAGGUCCCGGGUGAAAGGUUUCCACAUUUCAUGAUCUCAAGUGUGUGUUUGUAAGUUACUGGUCUUUAAGUUAGAGGAGAAGGGGCCAAUGAGGUUCGUGGUGGGGUGGCAUGAACAAAAUGACAGCAAGAGAAAGUGGUCACCAAUAAUGUCACAACUAUGGGGGAAUGUCAAUCUCAUUAAAAUCAGAUCUUAGUUUUCGCUACCGCUAAACAAAGAUCUGAGGACAUCCCAUUACGGGUCACGUCAGAACGACCUUUCGCGAAUUUUGACCAACCAAUGAAAUAAC
Molecule: messenger RNA, 3189 nt
Organism: Haliotis rufescens (red abalone)
Lineage: Eukaryota; Metazoa; Mollusca; Gastropoda; Lepetellida; Haliotidae
Product: protein GDAP2 homolog
Exons: 13
Coding region: 243-1760 (505 amino acids)
Source: RefSeq, a predicted model, not a curated record